AUGGCCAGCGAUCAAAGAUUCCAGCGGACUGUGCAAGCAGUUGCUGAAGCUGUUCAAAUAUUUGCUACUGGAACAUUCAACUUUGCGGAGAGCAUCAAACAGAUAUGGGGACCACAGACCCAGCCGGAUACAGUGGAGACAUCCGAUCCCCUGCCCGUCGAGGGCAUGCAGGAUUUCCAAGUGGUUGAUCAACUUCGAGAAAGAACCCCUGUUUCUCAGGACGGAGAUCAAUUUGCGAUAAACUCCCAAAGUCAUCCACCGUCCGUGACUAUGGAUGACGAGUCGCAAGUCUUACAUGAAGCAAUCGCGCCGCUAGAGACAGCAAGUAUACAGCUCUCUAAUGAGAUGGAUACGGUAGCUACGUCCACACAGCAACCGGUUGGUUCAAAGAGAGCCGGUCAGGGUAUUCAUGAGCAGCAACCUAUGUCCAAGCGGCAGCGGAUACGGGAAUUGGAGCAAGUCCUAAUGCCGGAAUGGUGUGGACUGAAAAGGGUUAUGCGACAGGAACAAGCUGACCACGGAGCGGCGGAAUAUGGCGGGUCCUCGGCGUCAUCAGUAUCUUCGUCGUCGGCAUCUUCGUCAUCGUCGGAAGAAGAAGAAAACGAAGAAAAAGUGGCGCAAAUCGAAGUGCAACUGAAUAGACACGAAAUUUCGUCUAUCAAAAAUCAGGUGCCGGUUGCACAUAAAAUGACACACAAAGACGUGAUACAUCUGAAGGAAGAAAAUGACGGAUCAUCAUCUUCGACGCAAGAACAGUCCUCGGAAGAGUCAUCAUCGGAAGAGGAGGACGAUGACUCCUCAGAAGAAGAAGAAGAAGAAGAAGAAGAAGAAGAAGAGGAAGAAGAAGAAGAAGCGGUGCCAAAUGCAGCAAGAAAAGUGUCACAAGAAAGUCGCGAUGUGGAAGCGAAACCAGCGAUUCGACCAAAGGACGAGAACAGUGAACCAUCCUCGUCUUCAUCCGAACACGAAUCCUCAGAAGAAGAAUCAGAUGACGACGAGCCAAGGGAACCAAAAGGGCAACCAGCAGCAGAAGAGCCGCCAAUAAAAGAGGAGUCAGAGGACGAACCAGAAGAACCAAAGAAACAGCUGGCGACAAAAGUAGAGCCUCAAAUGAGACGCGAACAAACCCCAGAAGAAUCGAGUGGAAUAACAAGUAAUGAAUCCUCCUCAUCGUCAUCAGAAGACGAAUCCUGCGAAUCCUCGGAAGAAGACUCGGAGACGGAGAUGUAG
Messenger RNA from Penicillium psychrosexuale, 1230 nucleotides. RefSeq lists its product as uncharacterized. The record is from RefSeq and is a predicted model, not a curated record. NCBI's taxonomy places the organism in Eukaryota, Fungi, Ascomycota, Eurotiomycetes, Eurotiales, Aspergillaceae. The transcript has a single exon. Bases 1 to 1230 code for a protein of 409 amino acids.